UUACAUUUGGGUUUGUAACAAUGCUCUGACUUUUUAACCGAGUAAAAGGAAAUUGGUUUAUGAAUGGCCUUUUAGGAGGAGGGUUGAACCGGCUGCCCAGCUCCUCCUUGUGUCUCCGAUGGCGAGUGUACUGCGUGUGAUUGCCAGCAGCUGUUCCAGUCCUCUCUUCGCUGGACUGACCUCGGUCCGACCUGCAAAAGUGCCAUGUGUGCGCUUCUUCAGGACUCACCAGGCUCUCGCGCGCUCUGCUAGCCUAGGGAUUCCUUACAAGCAGGUGACAGUUGGUGUUCCUAAGGAGAUCUUUGAGAAUGAGCUCCGGGUGGCGCUCUCACCCGCAGGGGUGGAUGCUCUCGUCAAGCAGGGAUUCAACGUGGUGGUGGAGUCUGGUGCCGGAGAAUCGGCCAAGUUCCCUGACGAGAUGUAUACCAAAGCUGGAGCUACCGUCAAGGGUGCCAAAGACGUGCUGUUGUCUGACAUUGUGGUUAAGGUCCGUGCCCCCAUGCUGAACCCAGCUCUGGGUGUACAUGAGACAGACCUGAUGAAGGAAGGUGCCACUCUGGUGAGCUUUAUCUACCCGGCUCAGAACCCAGAGCUGAUGGAUCGUUUGGCCAAGCGCAAGGCCACAGUGCUGGCCAUGGACCAGGUGCCCCGUGUCACCAUCGCUCAGGGUUAUGAUGCCCUCAGUUCCAUGGCCAACAUUGCUGGAUAUAAAGCUGUGGUCCUGGCUGCGAACCACUUUGGUCGCUUCUUCACCGGCCAGAUCACCGCUGCAGGAAAAGUUCCCCCUGCUAAGGUGCUCAUCAUUGGAGGGGGCGUGGCCGGACUGGCUGCUGCAGGAACUGCCCGGGCCAUGGGUGCCAUUGUCAGGGGCUUUGACACGAGAGCUGCAGCCUUGGAGCAGUUUAAGUCCCUGGGAGCCGAGCCGCUGGAGGUGGAUGUGAAGGAGUCUGGGGAAGGCCAGGGCGGCUACGCUAAAGAGAUGUCCAAGGAGUUCAUCGAGGCUGAGCUGAAACUGUUUGCCAAGCAGUGUUUGGACAUCGACAUCCUCAUCAGCACUGCUCUCAUCCCGGGUCGUAAAGCUCCAGUGCUCAUCACGAAGGAGAUGGUGGAGACCAUGAAGGAUGGUUCAGUAGUGGUGGAUCUGGCUGCCGAGGCAGGGGGCAACAUCGAGACCACUGUCCCUGGGCAGCUUGUAGUUCACAAAGGCGUGACCCAUAUUGGCUUCACAGAUCUUCCCAGUCGCCUUCCAACUCAGUCCAGUACCUUGUACUCCAACAACAUCACCAAACUCAUCCGUGCGAUCAGCCCAGACAAGGAGAACUUCCACUUCGACGUAAAGGACACCUUCGACUACGGAACAAUGGACCACGUCAUCCGAGGUUCAAUCGUCAUGCAGGAUGGAAAAGUACUUUUCCCCGCACCGCAGCCCAAUAACAUCCCUGUGGCAGCGCCUCCCAAACCCAAAACCGUGCAGGAGCUGCAGAAAGAGAAGGCUGCUGCUGUCUCGCCCUUUACAACCACGCUCACCACUGCCAGUGUCUACACUGGAGGUUUUGCUACGUUGCUCGGACUUGGACUCUGCGCACCUAAUGCUGCUUUCACGCAGAUGGUGACGACCUUUGGCCUGGCAGGAAUUGUGGGAUACCAUACUGUAUGGGGGGUCACGCCCGCCCUCCAUUCUCCUCUCAUGUCUGUGACAAAUGCCAUCUCUGGUCUGACUGCUGUCGGUGGGCUCUCGCUGAUGGGUGGAGGAUAUGCCCCGACCAACACAGCAGAAACUCUGGCUGUGCUUGCCGCCUUCAUCUCCUCGGUCAACAUUGCUGGUGGUUUCCUGGUCACUCAGCGGAUGUUGGAUAUGUUCAAGCGUCCCACAGACCCCCCGGAGUACAACUACCUGUACCUGGUCCCAGCUGGCGCCUUCGUGGGAGGCUAUGGAGCAGCUCUGUACAGCGGCUACAACAUAGAGCAGAUGAUAUACCUGGGCUCUGGCCUGUGCUGUGUUGGUGCUCUUGGCGGUCUGUCCACUCAGUCCUCUGCACGUCUGGGUAACGCCCUGGGUAUGAUCGGAGUGGCAGGCGGCAUCGCUGCAACUCUGGGUGUCCUGAAGCCCUCCCCUGAGCUCCUGGGCCAGAUGAGCGCUGCCAUGGCUGUGGGCGGUACGGCCGGUUUAGCCAUCGCUAAGAAGAUCCAGAUUUCAGAUCUGCCUCAGCUGGUGGCUGCCUUCCACAGUCUGGUUGGUUUGGCUGCCGUACUCACCUGUGUAGCCGAGUACAUGGUGGAGUACCCGCACUUUGCCACGGACCCUGCUGCCAACCUCACUAAGAUUGUUGCAUACCUCGGAACCUACAUUGGCGGCGUCACCUUCAGCGGUUCCCUAGUCGCGUACGGCAAGCUGCAAGGUCUCCUGAACUCCGCCCCGCUUAUGCUCCCAGGCCGUCACGCUCUAAACGCCAGCCUCAUGGCUGCCAGCGUGGGAGGCAUUGUGCCCUACAUGCUGGACCCCAGCUACACCAUGGGCCUCACCUGCCUCGGCUCCGUUUCCGCCCUUUCGGCCAUCAUGGGAGUGACUCUGACUGCAGCCAUUGGUGGAGCAGACAUGCCAGUUGUCAUCACAGUGCUGAACAGCUACUCAGGCUGGGCUCUGUGUGCCGAGGGCUUCCUGCUCAACAACAACCUGCUCACCGUCGUCGGAGCGCUGAUCGGCUCCUCUGGAGCCAUCCUGUCCUACAUCAUGUGUGUGGCCAUGAACCGCUCACUGGCCAAUGUUAUCCUUGGCGGCUAUGGAACCUCCUCCACCGGCACUGGCAAACCCAUGGAGAUCACUGGCACCCACACAGAGGUCAAUGCGGAGCAGACUGUGGAGAUGAUCAAGGAGGCCCAGAACAUCAUCAUCGUCCCAGGUUAUGGUCUAUGUGCAGCUAAAGCUCAGUAUCCCAUUGCUGACCUUGUCAAGUGUCUGACCGAGCAGGGCAAGACAGUCAGGUUCGGCAUCCACCCCGUUGCUGGGCGCAUGCCUGGGCAGCUGAACGUGCUGUUGGCUGAAGCUGGUGUGCCAUACGACAUUGUUCUUGAGAUGGAUGAGAUCAACCAUGAUUUCCCUGAAACUGACCUAGUGCUGGUCAUCGGAGCCAACGACACCGUGAACUCAGCGGCUCAGGAAGACCCCAACUCAAUCAUCGCUGGAAUGCCAGUGCUGGAAGUGUGGAAGUCCAAACAGGUCAUUGUGAUGAAGAGGUCUCUGGGUGUGGGCUACGCGGCCGUGGACAACCCCAUUUUCUACAAACCUAACACCUCAAUGCUUUUAGGAGAUGCCAAGAAGACAUGCGACGCGUUGGCUGCUAAAGUGCGUGAAGGUUAAUGCCCAAGUUCUGGAGUACUGGGUGUCCAUGAGGGAAGAAAAAUUGCUGCACCCUUUUUAGAGGCAACAGGGUGUACAAAUUGACCAUUAUACCCCUUAGACAAAGUAGAAAUGAUAAAGCUCCACUCCUUGCCACACUCCUAUUUUCCUCCCCAUCUGUGAAGGUUUAGUUUGUUUUUGAUAAGUAUUUGUGUUCUGCCUAAUUUAAUUGUACUCUAAAGUUAAAAAAAAAAAAAAAGAAACCUUUCGAUUCAGUAGGAGCUAAACACAACUUGUCAGGGAAUUUUUUUUUUUUUUCAUCUGUUUGUCAAUUAUUUUAAUCCGUAGGUUUUUAAGAGGGAACAGAGCAUAAUAAGGGUUAAGUGACCAGCCUGUGAAACCAUAAAAGAUGGAAUGGGCCUUUUUAUUUAUUUAUUUUUUUAAAAAUUUUUUUGGAUGCAAUGCAAUAUUUUUAUUUCAUACCUCAUUAAGGAGUCCUGGAUCUGAAGAAUCAAUAUCAGAAAAUUACAAAGCAGAUCAGAGGUGAGCUUUAUCCUUCUGUCUAAUUAAAUAAACAAGACAACCGCCAGAAUGAUGUUCAGGUCUAGUCUCAUGCUGGUUCGUGUGCCACGUCUUGUUUCCUACUUCACAUGCCAAGUCCAUUUAUGACAGUUUUGUUUGGCAUUUUUUGACUGCUGUUAAUAAUACAAAGCAUUAUGAGGAAGAACACAACAGACCCUACCUCUUGACAGUAUUAAACCUGACCAAACGAUCCUGUAUGACGAAGACGAUUACCCAAAGCACAUGUCCCACCUACUGUUUUACGUAAUCUGCAGCAGCAUUAAUACAUCCAGCUUGCUCCUUGAUUUUAAGCAGAUCUGCUUAAUACUUUUACACCAUUUCAAGUAACAGUUGGCAUCAUGUUUUUUUUUUAAAGAAAAGCAAACAACUUUUUCUCCCCCAAACCAACAGCUGAAUAAAAAAAACAAGAAAUAAGCAAUAAAGCAAUCACAACAUAGGAAAUAAAUGGGAUUUUAAAAAAAAUUAAGCGGUUUCUAUUUGAUGAUAUGCAGAUGUUCUCACUCCACUUUUUACUGUGUGUUAUGUAGAAAUAUUGAGGCUCUUAAAUAUUCUUUGUGCAAAAAGAAGUGAAAGUGAAGAGAAAAACAUUUCAUUGUGUCAUGGUUAGCAGACUAAAUGAGUUAAUGAUGGACUGAAGUUUUUUUUUCUCCUCUCUGCAAUUAAUCGUGAAACAUCGCUCUUAAUAAACAUCUAGAUUUAAAAAAAACAA
This is a messenger RNA of Neoarius graeffei (lesser salmon catfish), 4628 nucleotides long. RefSeq names its product nicotinamide nucleotide transhydrogenase (gene nnt). The transcript has 22 exons. Gene Ontology annotation, molecular function: NAD binding; NADP binding. The coding region runs from base 119 to 3358 and encodes 1079 amino acids. Gene Ontology annotation, cellular component: mitochondrial inner membrane. The record is from RefSeq and is a predicted model, not a curated record. Lineage: Eukaryota; Metazoa; Chordata; Actinopteri; Siluriformes; Ariidae. Gene Ontology annotation, biological process: NADPH regeneration; proton transmembrane transport.